Glarea lozoyensis ATCC 20868 is the source of this 1590-nucleotide messenger RNA. RefSeq lists its product as uncharacterized. The coding region runs from base 1 to 1590 and encodes 529 amino acids. Lineage: Eukaryota; Fungi; Ascomycota; Leotiomycetes; Helotiales; Helotiaceae. The transcript has a single exon. The record is from RefSeq and is a predicted model, not a curated record.
AUGGCCAACGCCAUAUUCCCAUCCAGAACGCAGCCUCAAAUCCUGGAUUUCACCGACUCACUCCAGGAAUUCCAUCAGAAUCUAAUUGAGGUGGAUGGGGUGGGCAGUGAUGAGGAUUUCGCUGUCAGGAUGACGGAGAUUAUCCUACGGUUUGUGAAGAAUAAGAUUAUGCCGUGCGUGGGCAGGGAAGCGGCGCUCCAGACGAAAGUUAACGCCCUGCAUGUCCUGAUGGAUAUCGCGCUGGGCAUUGCGCAUGCGCCGCCGGCGCCCGUGAGUGAGUUGAUGAGGAGGGGGACGGCGCCGCCGAGUUUGGUGACGACGAUGUAUGAUGUGUUGAGCGAGGUGAGGGAGUCUGAGAAGAUGAAGUUGGCUAGGGAGCAUGCGUUUAUGCGGAAAGUGAAGGCGUUGAGGGCGUUUGAUCGAGAGGAUUCGGCGGUGCCGGUGUGGAAGGGGUUGGAUGAGGUGUUGAGGCUGCUUGGGUUUGAGGGGACGGUGGAUUUUAGGUUCUGUUAUGAUGCGGUGUGGAUGUUGCUUAAUGAUGAGAAGUAUGCGGGUGGUGCUUGUAUCAAUACGGGAUCGGUCGUGUUGAGGAUUGUUAGGAAUGAUAUCGCGGGGUUUGUGUCGGCGAAGAGCACGUUUGAGACGAAGAUCUAUGCGCUGAAUGCGUUGGCGGAUAUUGGGAUGGCGCUUUUGCAUGGACGGGUUUCGGGGGAUGAUGGGGGUGUGGUGGAAAUCACGUUGGUUAAUUCUAUUUUGAAGGUUGCGAAUUUGUUGGAGGAGAAAGAUAUUGAGAUUGUCUCGAAUGAGAUGCGCGCUCUGGCUCCUGAGAUGCCGCCAGAGGUAUGUGAUAACGCUGAAUCUAUGACUGGUCCUCGAAGAGAUCGAGUGCAUCGAAUUCUAAUGGAUACACCUCAUGUUAGAAAGCACAGUCCGAUCACCAACGCGCUGUUUGCGAAGUUUCUGCAUCUGAGAUGGUCUCCAAGGUCAUAUGUCUCACGAUGGACCACUGCUCUCAGGGUUUUGGAUAGGGUCAUUGAUAUCUUUAUUGAGUGUCCCGUCGGCACCGUUCCAUUGAGCUGUAAUCGGCUCGUAGAAACUGUCAACGAUGAGUUCAUGGCAGCAAAGACCAGCCAUUCCGCCGCGAACAACAGCGAUAUCAGAAAUAUAGUCGAUCGAACCAUCCAACGUCUCGCCAAGCGAGGCUCAGGCAAAGCAUGCGCAGCAACAAAAGUCAACGUCCUUCGCGCUCUCUUUCAGAUCGGAAUGAGAAUCCUCCAAUGGAGGAGGCCCGGAAAUCCAAGUUGGAUGAUCUCGAAAUUCCAAGACCAGCACUCGGAAACCUUGGUCACGAGCGCGUAUCUUGCUAUCUGUCGCUCAUUCUCAAAGGAGGAAUGGUCUGUAGUAAAGAAAAACCCAGGUUUGUUGAGGCAGAUAGAUACUUUGGAUAGUACGCGGCAGAAUGUGCCCGGGGCAAUGGCGGCGGUUGAGGAUAUCUUGAAAUUGUUUAAAGGGAAUUUUGUAUAUGGAGUUAGGAAGGAGGAUGGGGAGGAGGAGAUGAUUGAGAUUGUUGAUUUGUUGGAUGAUGAUUGA